AUGUUCAGCAACAACAAGAUCUUCGCACUUUGCAUCGCCGUCGUGGCUCUCUCGAGCCAUGUGCAGGCCGAGAAGCAAGUGGCCGAGACGUUUGGACUACUCGGUGUACCUGGUGUCGGUGUCGGUGUUCCCGGUGUCGCUAGUGUCGGAGUGGGUGGCCCCGGUUACGUUGGACCAGGUGUUGGUGUCGGCGUCCCGGGCGUUGCUAGCGUUGGUGUCGGUGUGGGUCUAAACGGCGUUGGUGUCGGUGUGCCUGGUGUCGGUGUGGGUGUAAACGGCGUUGGUGUUGGCUUGGGGUGGGCGUUCCGGGUGUCGCUAGCGUGGGUGUGGGUGCUUCCCCUGUAG
Messenger RNA from Phytophthora infestans T30-4, 345 nucleotides. RefSeq lists its product as uncharacterized. The transcript is spliced from 2 exons. Lineage: Eukaryota; Oomycota; Peronosporomycetes; Peronosporales; Peronosporaceae. The record is from RefSeq and is a predicted model, not a curated record. Bases 1 to 345 code for a protein of 114 amino acids.